This is a messenger RNA of Ipomoea triloba (trilobed morning glory), 829 nucleotides long. Its product is annotated as thioredoxin 1. The record is from RefSeq and is a predicted model, not a curated record. Gene Ontology annotation, cellular component: cytoplasm. Lineage: Eukaryota; Viridiplantae; Streptophyta; Magnoliopsida; Solanales; Convolvulaceae. Gene Ontology annotation, molecular function: protein-disulfide reductase activity; oxidoreductase activity, acting on a sulfur group of donors, disulfide as acceptor. The transcript has 2 exons. Bases 99 to 626 code for a protein of 175 amino acids.
AGCCACAGACCUAACUCCACUCCUUUCUUCAUCUCACAUCUUUUCUCCUGUAAAUAUCUCUCACUCUUCCUCCCUUGCCAUACCUCAACCUUCAAUCCAUGGCUGCUCUGUUGGAAACUCUCACGGUUCCUCGCGCCUCCGCGCCCUUGGCUCCGAUCUCUGCUUCUUCCAUCUCCGGUCGCCGGACCUCCGUUCGCUUCUCUGAGUUUAGAGGCCUUAAGAUCCGUUCCUCCGCUUCGCUUGCUUCCAGCUCCAAGCUCUCUUUCCGCGGAGGUCGGAUUGUCUGCGAGGCUCGGAAUACCGCUACUGAGGUUCCUCCUGUUUCUGACGACACAUGGCAAUCGCUUGUCCUUGACUGUGACCUUCCUGUUCUUGUUGAAUUUUGGGCACCAUGGUGUGGUCCAUGCCGGAUGAUCCAUCCGGUUAUUGAUGAACUAGCAAAGGAAUAUGCUGGCAAGCUUAAAUGCUACAAGGUGAACACGGAUGAGUCCCCGUCGAUUGCAACCAAAUACGGGAUCCGAAGCAUCCCAACUGUCAUGAUUUUCAAGAAUGGGGAGAAAAGGGAUGCAGUAAUCGGUGCAGUUCCCAAAUCGACAUUGUGCACCUGCAUAGAAAAGUUCUGUUAAGUUUGCUUGGUGGGAAUUCAGCCCUCAGCAUAUUAUUUAUAUGCAGUAGAAUUUUGUGACACAAUGGCUUUAAAAGACCUGUUAUUGCCCUGUAUAGUUGAAUACUGCUGUGUUGCUGUUCUGUCUAAGGUGACUUUAGUAAUUGCAUAUUCUUUGACGCCUGAACUUGAUAAAUUUUCUUAAAUGGAAAUGACCUUUGUAUA